AUGGCAGAAGUAACCAAGGUUUAUACCUCGGAGGAGAUGCAGAAGAUCGCGCCGAAUUUUAAAUCAGACUUUAAAACUCGCAAGCCAAAUCCGAAGAGUGUUCCGGUGAAAGAUAGAGACAGCACAGUUCCAAGACCGAGGCAUUUAGAAGCAAACAAGCAUCCAACACCACAGAUAAAUGAGCCCAUACUAUCAGAGGCCAUAUAUGGUAUUGAUGUAACCGUAUACCUACGUGAAGUAGGAAGCUACACCGACAAGAUGGGCAAAGAGCAAAUGCACAAUGUCCCACCACUACCUGUCGCAGUAGCGCAACACUUUGGAGGCUACCAUAGUGCAGUGUUAGACAUCGACACGCACAAUUUUUUCGAAGAGAUACCAUCACUUGGUAUCGCCAGAGACGUUCUGAUGGCUGUAGCAAGCCAAGACGCAGAACCACUUCCAAACUUUAGAUUUGGAAUUCCGGACCAUUCAGAGGUGACGACAAACUUAGUCGGAAAACCUCGCGUUAUCGGAGAACGCAGACCUGCAAUACGGCAAAGACUAGCAUUACCCCCGAAUAUCGUUGGAAAAUUCGAGACCUAUAAAGUCGAAAAGAUCACCAACAAAAAUCUCGGCCAAGCAGGCGAAGAAACACAGGUCAUUAAGACCAUACCAUCCGAGCCAAACGAGCAGGAAAGAUGGAUAGCCAGAUCAGGCAACAUAAUCAACAUCAUCAUCCACCAGCUCAACGGCAAACCUUGGAGCAGCAAACUGUUUUGGUUUUCACCUCUAUAA
Messenger RNA from Brassicogethes aeneus, 774 nucleotides. Lineage: Eukaryota; Metazoa; Arthropoda; Insecta; Coleoptera; Nitidulidae. The record is from the annotation of a GenBank genome assembly.